Molecule: messenger RNA, 1897 nt
Organism: Effrenium voratum
Lineage: Eukaryota; Dinophyceae; Suessiales; Symbiodiniaceae
Source: the annotation of a GenBank genome assembly
CUUUCACCGGCCUUCGUUUGGCGCUCAAAGACCGCAGUUUCUUCCCGGCCACAAGCAGCCAAAGCGACAGCGAUGGAGACCUCAACCAGCGCGGCGCAAAAGAUGACUGAGCUCUCGCCACUCCACAGCGAGUCGACAUUCUGCGAGUCUGAACUCAGUCGACGCAGCUCCGAUGAGCGCCUGAGCGAGUCAGUAACGCAGCCUUUCAGCUGCAAGCCUUUAAUACCCAGCCGCUCGUGGGAGCAGUACGAGUGCGAAAAGCUGCUCGGCACUGGAUCCUACGGAGAGGUGCACGUCGCACGUGAGGGCUUCAGUGGGCGAAAGGUUGCGUUGAAGCAGAUCAACUUCAUGGGCUCUGCGCACCGUGUGGAUAUCGAGCGGGAGAUCUCGGCGAUGAAGGAGCUGGACCAUCCCAACAUCUGCAAGAUUUUUGGAACGAUCCAAACGGAGAGGUCAACCACUCUCAUCAUGGAGCUGUGCGAGGGGGAGGACGUGUUUGAAAGGAUUCGGAAACAUGGGCCCUUCAAUGAGCGGGUUGCUGCAGAUGUGGCGUACCAGGCCGCCUCCGCUCUGCACUACGCCCAUCGUUGCGGCAUCGUGCACCGAGACAUCAAGCCCGAGAACGUGGUCUUUGUGUCCUUCGCCUCUACACGCAUCAAGGUGAUCGACUGGGGCCUUUGCUGCCCCAUGUCCCGCACCCGCGCCAUUGCCGGCAGCCUCAGCUAUGCGGCGCCUGAGCUGAUCCUUGCCAAGGUCACUGGGGAGAAGGAUUGCUGGCAACCCGCUGUAUGCGACACGUGGAGCCUGGGGGUGGUGAUUGUGGUCAUGCUCUCGGGCAAGCUUCCGUUCCAUGGCACUCCUCAGCAGCAGCUGAAGAAGAUGAAGUCUUGGGAUCAGGGCAUCUCGCGGGAUCGCCUUUGGCUGGCCAUGUCCCCGGAGGUCCGGAACUUGAUCACAGGAGUGCUGAAGAUCAGCCCCACGGAGCGUCCGGCGGUGGGCAGCAUCCUGAAGCACCCCUGGUUCCAGUCCAAGGCGCCGCCGGUGAUGUCGAAAAAGACGGCUGAUCAAGUGCUGGCCAACAUGCACGAGUUCAGCCGAUUGGGGCAUUUCUAUGCCGUUUGUCUCACUGCGGCCGCUCGCUUGCUGGACUGCCGCCAGGAAGACAUCCUGCACCUCUUCCGGUCCCUGGACAAACACGGCAACGGGCGCCUCACACUCCAAGAGUUCACUUCCGGCUUCGCCAAGGCAUGUAAUGCCGACCGGGCGGAGCUCGAGGAUCUCUUUCACGAUCUGGACAAAGACGGAUCGGGCACGCUCCACUUCACCGAGUUCUUCGCAGCCGGCAUGGGGUCGGCUUUGUUGGAGGACAAGGCGCUGCGCGUGGUCUUCGAAGCCCUCGAGCCGAAGGAUGGCACUAUCUCAGCACAGGAAGUGCGUCGGCUGCUCAAGACGUGCGACAUAAAGAAACGCUGGUCCGAGAGCGCGCUGAUCGACUUCUCCGAGGAGGUAUUCUCUCGGCUCGACCUGGAUGACAAGGGCGCGAUUGCAGCCGAGGAAUUCAGCUGCGGAAUAAGAACGCAUCUCCAGACAGUCGCACGGGCACCGCGCCGAGGCUCGCGGCGAGGAAGCAAAAGCUCGGUGCAGCUGGUCGGCUGCUGGCCUUUCUGGUCCUGCCUGCCGUUUUGGCGUAGGGCUUAGGUGGCUCGCUUUCCUUAGGGAGACCGGACGGCACCAGUUGGUGCUGUCCGGGAUGACCCUCAAGCAAGCGCUUGAGGGUUCUAAGGAACGUUUGGUUCCUGCCACACACACACACACAGUUUGAAACGCAGUAAAGCUGCUCCUAAGUGAGCUGCCAAUCAUUUACUGGCCCGCCUUGCGUCCCUGACAUCUCGUGCGA